Molecule: messenger RNA, 1618 nt
Organism: Triticum dicoccoides
Lineage: Eukaryota; Viridiplantae; Streptophyta; Magnoliopsida; Poales; Poaceae
Product: phosphatidylinositol transfer protein PDR17-like
Exons: 6
Coding region: 407-1285 (292 amino acids)
Molecular function (GO): phosphatidylinositol transfer activity
Source: RefSeq, a predicted model, not a curated record
GACCGGACCAGCAGAACCCAAACAAACGGGUCCGCUACACCGGCGACGCAGCAAUAACCCGCUCCCGGCGAGGCCAACCACAAAAUUGACCCUGCCUCCAAUGGCGUGCGCGUGCGCGUGCUCCCCCGAACCCCCGCUCAUCGCAAGCGCGUGAUUCAUUCCGCGCAACCUCCACUCCACGGCGUUGGUGCGGUGUUGCCUCCCCAGUCAGUCCGCCUCUCCGCCCUUUGUCUCUCUCGUGUUGUUUAUUCUUGCGCCGUCCAACUCCCAGCCAGCGCCGGCCAGCUCCUUCCUCGCCGCCGUUCCGUGGGUGAUUCCCGGAGCCUGAGUUGCCGAGGUGCAGGUCCGGUUCGUCUUCUCCCCGGGGCUUCUUCUCCUGGUUGAACCUCAGUAAGUUGAAGACAACAUGUUUCGUAGGAAGCACACUUCUCAUUUCAAUUCAGAUGAUGCUGAGCAGCGACAAGCAAAGAUCAACGAACUGAGAGCUGCACUUGGGCCUGCGUCUGCCCGUGGCGACAAGUACUGCAGUGAAGCAUGCUUGGCUAGGUAUCUCGAAGCCCGCAACUGGAAUGUUGACAAGUCUAGGAAAAUGUUGGAAGAAAGUCUCAAGUGGAGGGCAGCUAGCAAGCCUGAGGAUAUUCGCUGGCCUGAUGUUUCUGUGGAAGCAGAAACAGGUAAAAUGUACAGGGCAACUUUCACAGAUAGAGAGGGGAGAACUGUCGUUAUUAUGAGACCUGCAAAGCAGAAUACAUCGUCUCAUGAAGGGCAGCUUCGGUAUCUUAUAUAUACCUUGGAGAAUGCAGUUCUCAGCCUGCCUCAGGGUCUAGACAAAAUGGUGUGGUUGAUAGACUUCACAGGAUGGACGCUGGCCAAUGCAACCCCCAUAAAGACUGCCAGAGACAGUGCAAAUAUCCUGCAAAACCAUUACCCUGAGAGGCUUUCAGUUGCGUUUUUGUUCAACCCCCCAAAAGUAUUUGAGGCUUUCUUUAAGGUUAUAAAAGUAUUCCUUGACCCGAAAUCAAUCCAGAAAGUCAACUUUGUUUACAAGGACAACGAGGAAAGUAUGAAGACCAUGUACAAGCACAUUGAUCCAGAAGUCCUUCCGGUGGAGUUUGGAGGGAAGAACAUUGUGGUGUACAACCAUGAGGAUUACUCUAAGUUGAUGACAAAGGAUGACACCAAAACAACAAGCUUUUGGGCAGCAGAUGGUAGCCAUGCCGUAAACGGGGGCUCGGUGCCUCAGGUCAUACCGCAGUCGUCACCGAUUGUUGCUAAAGCAAGUUGAGGAACAUCGGCGAGCCAUCUCACCUGUUAUUGCAAAAGUAAGUUGAGGAGCUUCAGCGAGCCAAUGUGACGGUUCACAGCUCUAAAAGAGGAAUAUAUAUAUCGAUACGUUGAGGAUGCUUGGAUAAAUAAAUGUAACUGCAAUAUCUUGCAUGUGAUGUUACAAAAAUAGUUAUUACUAGUAUAUCCCCAAACAAGUGAUCUCACAACAGUUCCAUAUUCCGUUGGCCAAUAAUUUGAAACACUAAAGAAUAAUUCACUUAUUAUUUACCCGUCUUCCAUCUGUAUUUUAUUAUACACUUAAAUUUGUAAUAUGCAGCUGCCAUUUCAGGAA